Messenger RNA from Coregonus sp. 'balchen', 11050 nucleotides. Lineage: Eukaryota; Metazoa; Chordata; Actinopteri; Salmoniformes; Salmonidae. The record is from the annotation of a GenBank genome assembly.
AUGUCGCUGUAUCCAGAGCUUAGCUUCAAUGUGGACCAUGGGUACUUGGAGGGGCUGGUACGAGGACUGAAGGCUGGGAUACUGACUCGGUCCGACUACCACAACCUGGCCCAAUGUGACACACUAGAGGGUAAGCUGAGGUCUUUGUAUCGUGGAAAGUUUUGUUUACCAAUUAUGUUCUAUAACCCACUGUGUCAGUUGCAGUGUUUGGUUUUAGGUAUAGUUUGCAAUUACACAGAUAUCCAUAUAUUGAGUAAGUCAAGUGCAAUGCGAUGUUUUCACAUUGCGGUUUGCUUGAAUCCCGGCCUAAACUGUGGUAGAAUUGUGUGUGUGCGUGGGUGUGUGUGUACAUGGGUGCAUGUGUGUGUUUCUCCUCGUUAGUCAUCAUCAUCCGCCCCACACAAUGGAAGCGAGUUAUGGGCAGUUUGACGGGUUAAUUAUAGGCUUCAAAAUAGAGUGAUGAUGCCUUUCAGACAACCCAUAACUUUAAAGGUUAACUGGAAUUGACUGGAAUUACAGAUUUGAACAAACAAAAGCCAAUGUGACUUAUGAAAGACAUAAAACAUCCUUUCACAGUUUUACAUACAAAUAAAAUUACAUCGUUUCUAAAUGUGUCUUGAAAUAUUUAGGGGGGGGGGUGCUAUAAUGAAUAUUGCUAUACUUGGGGUGCUCAGUUUGUUAUUGGAGUGGCCAGCACCACAAAGCACCCUCAUGGAAUCAAUGGUUCAAUCUCCUGUCCACAUAUGACCUGUGUCUUUUAAUAAUAUCUCAAUGUAGACAUGAAGCUGCAUCUGCAGAGUACAGACUAUGGCAGCAUCCUGACCGCUGGGAAUGAGGACCUGACCGUGUCUCUCGUCGACCACAGACUGAAGGAAAACAUUCUGACUGAGUUCCGCUGCCUACGCGCUCACUCCCUACUGCCCCUCUCCACCUUCCUCGACUACAUCACGUAGGAGUGUUCCAAUAAAUCACUUCUGUCUUGCUAUCUGUCUGUCUAUCUCUGUCUGCCGGCAUCUCUACACCUUCCUUGACUAAGUACCUUCCUUGUAUGCCAGUAACCUUUUAGCCCCAAAUGUACUACACAUUUUUACAAAUCUGAAAUAUACGAAACACAUAGCAUUUGUACAUGUCUCACAUUAAGUAUUACUAGGGGUCACAUUUUUUACUUGUUCAAUACUUCAUCACACCAAGUUCAUACUGGCCCCCUGUGGGAAUUGAACCCACAACCCUGGCGUUGCAAGUGCAAAUGCUCUACCAACUGAGCUACAGGGGACCUUUUUCCCCCUUUUCCCCCCUUUUCCUCCUCUCCUUCCUCUUCCUGCAAUCUAUUUGGCCGUCACUGAAUAUUUUCUGGUGAUACAUGUAAAGUGUUGGUCCAAUGUUUCAUGAGCUGAAAUAAAAGAUCCCAGAAAUUUACCAGACGCACAAAAAACGUAUUUCUCUCAAAUUUCCUGCACAAAUUUGUUUACAUCCUUGUUAGUGAGCAUUUCUCCUUUCCCAAGAUAAUUUUACAUUUUAGUCAUUUAGCAGACGCUCUUAUCCAGAGCGACUUACAGUUAGUGAGUGCAUACAUUAUUUAAUUUUUUUAAUUGUUCAUACUGGCCCCCCGUGGGAAUCGAACCCACAACCCUGGUGUUGCAAACACCAUGCUCUACCAACUGAGCUACAUCCCUAAGAGAAUUUGUCAGUAUGUCCAACCGGCCUCACAACCGCAGACCACAUGUAUGGCGUUGUGUGGGUGAGCAGUUUGCUGAUGUCACCGUUGUGAACAGAGUGCCCCAUGUUGGCGGUGGGGUUAUGGUAUGGGCAGGUAUAAGCUACGGACAGAGAACACAAUUGCAUUUUAUUGAUGGCAAUUUGAAUGCAUACACAUACUGUGACAUACUGCCAUUCUUCCGCCGGUAUCACCUCAUAUUUCAGCAUAAUGGAUCGCUUCUACAGACAGUGAGUCACCUAGCAUUGGCUUGCUAUAUAAAGCAUACAGGCAUUCAGGCAUUCAGUUACUGUUCGAUUGAACGUUAGAAUGAGCAAAACGAGUGACCUAAGCGACUUUGAGCAUUGUAUUCUCGGUGCCAGGCGCGCCAGAUCCAGUAUCUCAGAAACCACCGCCCCCUUGGGCUUUUCUCACAUGACAGUGUCUAGGCUUUACCGAGAAUGGUGCGACAAACAAAAAACAUCCAGUCAGCGGCAGUCCUGUGGGCGAAAACAGCUCAUUGAUGAGAGCAGUCAAAGGAGAAUGGCAAGAACCGUACAAGCUAACAGGAAGGCCACAAACAGACAAAUAAUGGAGCAGUACAACAGUGGUGUGCAGAAUGGCAUCUCGGAACACACAACUCGUCGAUCCUUGUCAAGGAUGGGCUAUUGCAACAGACGACAACACCGGGUUCCACUCCUAUCAGCUAAAAACAAGAAGAAGCCGCUCCAGUUUUCUAAAUCUAGCAGCCUUUUUUCUGAUGUUUCUGGAAAAACAUUGCCUGGAACAUGACAGCGAGUUCAGUUUACUUGAGUGGCCUGCGCAGCCUGAAUUCUUUGGGGCAUUCUACAAGGUGUCAGAAACAUUCCACAGGGAUGUUGGUCCAUGAGAUGGAACGGGCUGUUUGCAGUAUGAAUGAACGUUUCUGACACCUUGUAGAAUGCCCCGAAGAAUUCAGGCUGUUCUGGAGGCAAAGGAGAAGAGACCGCUUGAAAUUUCAGCCUGCUUUGGUGGGAUGGAGUUUUAGCCGGCCUGGUGACAUCACCAGGCAGUAAAUUAGUUAAUAGACCAAUAAGAAGGAGAGUUCCAAUCCUCUCUAGCAAUAACAGCUAGUUUCAGUUUUCUCCUCCCCACUCCCAGACAGUCCUAGCAAAAUUCUUGCUUGAGAAAUUGCUAUUUUCUAAGAAGCUAUUUUUAUUUUUUUAUUACCAUUUUAAUCGAAAACAAUCACAGUAAGGUACUUAAUUGUUACCCAGUAAUUAUUUGAUAUUGAGAUAAAAACGGCUGCAUUGGACCUUUAAGUAAAUCAGGUGAUAAAUAAGGUGAAAAGUGGACUGGAGUGCGACUUUAAAGCUUAGUAGUCGGUAUGAGGAUAUUCGAACAGUACUGUAGCAAUGUUUGAAUGUUUCUCAAAUGUAUCCUUACCUUUUCCCUUCAUUGAGGUCAUCACUGAUCUGUAUGUGAUUGGAUAAGUGAAGGCAAUAUUUCCAUCAUAUCACGUCCACCCAUCAAAACUUAGCAGAUCAAUGGUUAAAAUCGGGGAAUUACGGAAGGAUGGAAGGAAUUACGAAAGGAGGAAAAGGAAGGAAUCAUUUGAAAUGAAAUGGAACUAGGUCCACAUUCUCUCCCCUGUCUGUCCUUAUCUCUUCCAUGUUGCAGCUACAGUUACAUGAUUGACAACGUGGUGCUGUUGAUCACCGGUGCCCUGAAGCAGAGGGACGUGGCAGAGCUUCUGCCACGGUGCCAUCCACUGGGAAUGUUUGACCAGAUGGCAGCGGUUGGCAUUGCCCGCACCCCUGCUGAGCUCUACUGUGCCAUCCUGGUGGACACACCUCUGGGUAAUCACUAGACUACAGUGGGCAUAUUCUGUGGGCAUCAGUGGGCAUCUGUGCCAGUGGGACCUACUAAUAAAUAUUGGAUUGAAUAUCUAUAAUGUAAAUAUCUAUGAAAACCUUCUUUGAAUAUCUAGUGUAAUAUGAAUAUGAAAUCCAAAACAUGCUUCAUGAAUAUUAUGUUGACAGAAUAUAGCAAGCUCUUUCCUUGUUUUUGGAUUAUUAUCAUUAGGCUUCAUUAUUAAUAAGCUUUAAGUCAUUUAUUGACCAGAAUAUCCACGCACCUAGUUUUCUAGAUCGUACCGUAAGCAGUGCAUUAAAAGGCAGCAUGCUUGCACUAUUUAGAACUGAGUAGCCUUGUACUGAAGAGAGUAUACAAUAACUCAGAGGAUGGCGUAACAUUGCCUCCUGCUGCUCACUAGUAUCAACUGUGGCUAUUGCUAUGAAGGUUUAUGGAUGUGUCAGUGUUCUGAGUCUGGGUUUAUUCCCAUUCCAUUCACUCUCAGAAAAAAGGGUUCCAAAAGGGUUCUGUGGCUGUCCCUUUUGGGUUCCAUGUAGAACCCUCUGUGGAAAGGGUUCUACAUGGAACACAAAAAGGUUCUACCUGGAACCAAAAGGGUUCAACCUAGUAACAAAAAGGGUGAUACAAAGGGUUAUCCUAUGUGGACAGCCGGAGAACCGUUUUAGGUUCUAGAUACACUCUUUGAAAAAUAGUUGCUAUGUGUGCUACUUUGUCUUUUCAGCUCCGUUCUUCCAGGAUGCUGUGUCUGAGGCCAACCUGGAUGAGAUGGGUGCUGAGAUCAUGAGAAACAAACUGUACAAGGUGAUGUGGCAUCAAAUCAAUUGAAUGUAAAAUCAUCUCUGCAUUACCUCACACUUUGAGCACUACCAUACACAGGCAUGGAAUACAUCUGGUCUCCAAAUGUAAUGUAAGACAUACUGCUGUUGAUAGAGACUAGUGGAUCAGUAGCCCCUGUAGUCUCCUAGCCAACCAGGCUUCAUCAUGGCCAUGGUGGGAGGUGGUGGCACAGUGUCACGAUCGUUGAACGGAGUAGACCAAGGCGCAGCGUUGAAAGCAAACAUACUCUUUAUUUGUGAUUACCCGAACAAAACAACAAACGAUACGUGCAGUCCUACGGUACAAACCAAAAAGCACAAGAUCCCACAACCACUGUGGGAAAACAGCCUGUCUAAAUAUGGUUCCCAAUCAGAGACAACCAGCAACAGCUGACACUUGUUGCCUCUGAUUGGGAACCACUCUGGCCAACCUAGAAAUACAACUACUAGAAACAAAUGAAACUCACACCCUGGCUCAACAUACAAGUGUCCCCAGAGCCAGGGCGUGACAGUACCCCCCCCCUAAAGGCACGGACUCCGACCGCGCCAACUAAAUACCACAGGGGAGGGACCGGGUGGGCACUCCGCCUUGGCGGCGGAUCCGGCUCCGGGCCUGAUCCCCACUCCCUCUCCAACCCCCCAAAGUACCCCUGGUCCGGUCUGGCCCUGCUGGCCGGAGCUGGACUGCACACUGGUGGAGCGGAUUGCUCUAGCUCCGGCGUGAAGCAUCUGACCGGUGCCGGACCAGGCACCAGUGGAACAGGCACGGGCCGUGCCGGACUGACGACGCACACCACUGGCUUGGUGUGGGGAACAGGCAUGGGCCGUGCCGGACUGACGACGCACACCACUGGCUUGGUGUGGGGAGCAGGAGCGGGCCGGACCGGGCUGGCGACGCGCACCAUUGGCUUGGUGCGGGGAGCAGGAGCGGGCCGGACCGGGCUGGCGACGCGCACCAUUGGCUUGGUGCGGGGAGCAGGAGCGGGCCGGACCGGGCUGGCGACGCACACCAUUGGCUUGGUGCGGGGAGCAGGAGCGGGCCGGACCGGGCUGGCGACGCGCACCAUUGGCCUGGUGCAGGAAGCAGGAACAGGCCGGACCGGGCUGGCGACGCGCACCAUAGGCUUGGUGCGGGGAGCAGGAGCGGGCCGGACCGGGCUGGCGACGCGCACCAUUGGCUUGGUGCGGGGAGCAGGAGCGGGCCGGACCGGGCUGGCGACGCACACCAUUGGCUUGGUGCGGGGAGCAGGAGCGGGCCGGACCGGGCUGGCGACGCGCACCAUUGGCCUGGUGCAGGAAGCAGGAACAGGCCGGACCGGGCUGGCGACGCGCACCAUAGGCUUGGUGCGGGGAGCAGGAACAGGACGGACCGGGCUGGCGACGCGCACCAUUGGCUUGGUGCGGGGAGCAGGAACAGGACGGGCCGGGCUGGCGACGCGCACCAUUGGCUUGGUGCGGGGAGCAGGAACAGGACGGGCCGGGCUGGCGACGCGCACCAUUGGCUUGGUGCGGGGAGCAGGAACAGACCGGACCGUACUGGGGACACACACCACUGGCCCUACGCAGGGAUCUGGAACGGGCCGGACCGGACUGGUAACACACCCCAGUACCUCUCGCCGUGCCUCUACACCUUCCUUCCCCUCUUUGACCAGUGGCCCCCGUAACCUGGCGGCCUCCUCUGCCAACCCGCUGGGCCGCUCUAUCGCGGUCUCCUGCUGCCCCGUCGUCCACGGCGUUAGCCCCCCCCUAAAAAAUGUCUGGGCUUCUCUCCUACCCGUGGACCAGGUCUCCAUACUUUUCGCCAGCCUUUCGCCCUUCUGCUUCCACGUCAAGCCCCUCUCUUGCUCACCCGGCUUGACCCAGUCAAGGAGGCGCUGGAUAUCCGCCAGAGAUUUCCCUGGUGAUGGCUCCUGGACCCGCUGCUUGGUCCAGUUCUGGUGGGAUCUUCUGUCACAAUCGUUGAACGGAGUAGACCAAGGCGCAGCGUUGAAAGCAAACAUACUCUUUAUUUGUGAUUACCCGAACAAAACAACAAACGAUACGUGCAGUCCUACGGUACAAACCAAAAAGCACAAGAUCCCACAACCACUGUGGGAAAACAGCCUGUCUAAAUAUGGUUCCCAAUCAGAGACAACCAGCAACAGCUGACACUCGUUGCCUCUGAUUGGGAACCACUCUGGCCAACCUAGAAAUACAACUACUAGAAACAAAUGAAACUCACACCCUGGCUCAACAUACAAGUGUCCCCAGAGCCAGGGCGUGACACACAGGUUUGCUCUGGAGAGUAAAAGAAAAACAACAAAACAUUAGAAAACACCCACAACUGGGUGUGAUGUAAUGCUUAACAUUAAAUCAAUGAAAUACCUGCUCCAAAGGGGCAUUUUUGUCGACCCAUUUGUUGAGAGCUUUGUCCCAGACAAUCGGAGGGAGAGGACAAUAGGAGUAAGGAUCUAACCAUCAAUCAGGAGAUAAAAAUGUUUGUGUAAUAUAAAGAAGAUGAAUCUUGUGUGUCUGUGUUGAAUAGUAAGAAAUGGUUCCUUACCUCCUUUUUCUGAAGACCCAACUGAGCCAGCCUUGAGGCUGUCUGCUAGUCUGGGGUGUUGUGGUGGGAAGCCCUGCCACUGGCCCACUGUUCCUCUGGCAUGGAGAAUGUUCCAUGGGAAGAAGAGGUGAAGAUGGACCCUAAACCAGCCCAGAGAAGGGCACAGCUAUUGGGCUCAGAGGAGCCAGCAGGGAUGGGUCAGGCUUGGUGGUGGUGGAACCAGCCAUGAUGUCCACAUAUCUACUUGGAAAGAGAGUUGAAGACAGACCCUCAACCAGCGCAGAGAAGGGCAGAGCCAUUGGGCUCAGAGGAGCCAGCAGGGAUGGGUCAGGCUUAGUGGUGGGUCAGGCUUAGUACUCCUGACAUCUGUAACAAAAGGGAACAUUCUCAAGCCUUAUUGCUCAGAAAUAACCAGACUGAAUUAUUCUAGCUAACAGAAUGAGAAAAACAGAAUUCGCUCAACUCCAAGCACUUACGUUACUUGCUCCCACUAUUAUUGAAAAUAUGAAUCACCUUUGUUCCUGGCAUAGAAGCUGGGAGUGGAUGUUCGUAGAACAUGGUCCUGCUGCCACCAUGGUUCUACAGUUGGAAUUAUGGAGGGUGGUGGAGGAUGAUUGGUCUGGAAUAAACAUCAACAAACCAACUGAAAUGGUACUGUUGACUGAUACAAUACAUUUACAUUUUAGUCAUUUAGCAGACGCUCUUAUCCAGAGCGAUGCUUGAAGAGUGUAGAAUGAACACAAUGUAUUUACAGUAUGUACAUGUAUAUUGUAUGAUAUUUGAAUGCAUACAUACCAUUGGGGAGGUUCAAAUUGAGGUGGUCAAUGUACUGUUGAUGGAUGUAGCAGUUGUAAAUGAGUACAUUGGAACAUGGGCCCUGGGUAGAGGACCUUUCCCAAGUGAGGUCUGUAUAUCGUAGUAUUUUGCUCCAGGAAGGGCCAACUUUAAUCUUAGGUAAAAUAGUAAUUUAGGGAGGUGCGGCUUCCGUUAGCCUGGGAACCAUUUUGGUCCAUGGAGAUCACAGGGUCAUUGACCAGUUGAGCACCUCCUUCUAGGAGGGACCAGAUAUCAUCUGUUGGUUUCACACAGGUUGAAAUGUCACCAUCAUGCCUGCAGGAGGUUCGAUACUCUUGUUGCUGGGAGGUCUGUUGGUCAUCCUUCUUGGUACCAUUGUCCAAGGAGGUCAGAGGGUUGUCCACCAGUGGAGCAGGGAGCAAGGAGGUCCAAAUGUAAUCCACUGGAACUGUUGGUUCCAAGGAGGCUGGGAUUCCAUCUGCCAGUAACCUUUGGUUGUUCCAGAGUUUGGUUGUACUGUGAAGAUGGUUGGUCUAGCAGGGGAGCUUGUUGUUCGAGGGAGGUCUGGAUUACACCCACAACUGGAGCUGUUUCCUCAAACAAGGCCGGGAUCUCAUCUGCCAGCAGAACCACUUCCUCCAUGGAGAUCAAAACGACAGGAACCUGUAGAUGUUCUUGGUCCAGAGUCUGAGUAGAUGGUUGGUCUGGAGUCUGAGUCUUGUUGUCCUGUGGAGAGGGUUGGUCCAGAGUAUGCUUUUCCUCUACCAGGGUAGAUGGUUGCUGGCUGUCCUAGCCAGGCUGUCCUAGCCAACUGUAAUGAGAGAGCUCAGUAUUCCAAUUUAUUUGUGUUGAUGUCAUAAUCAGUGGCUUAUGACAUCAGGGUCCCAAUUCUUUCUAAGGUCAUGACAUCACAGUGAAAGUGUCUGUGAGACCUGAGAAAGCCAUUACUAUCAAUACAUUUAAAAAAGAAAACAAAAGUAAAAGAAUAGAAUAUAAAAACUUUUUUGGAGUGGUCUAAUAGACAGAAUCUUAACCUUUAUACAGAGCUAGGAAUGAGUAUUUUCCGCUAGUGUUAUGAUUGGCUGUGAUAUUCGCCUAUUGAUUUAUCCCGCUUGAGCGGCAUCUGUUGUCAAAAUGGAAAAGCAGUUUUAACUUUCUGGCUGUGUUAUCUAGUGGAAAUCGGGUCAAAUGGCCAAUGUAGAAAUCACUCUGUAAUUUCUUGGUUGCUAAAAUUCUACAAUUUCAGUUUAUGUGAGAAAACAAGCACUGAAUAGUGUAGGGAAUCAUUGUACAAUCUAAAUCUCUGUGAAAUACUGUAUCUUUUAAAUAACACAAUUGUACAGCUAUUUGAAGCUGGUGGGCCAAAAGUAAAAGGCUCAAGCGCGAGUCAUUUAGCUCUUAUCCAGAGUGACUUACAGUUAGUGAGUGCAUACAUUUUCAUACUGGCCCCCUGUGGGAAACGAACCCAAAACCCUGGCGUUGCAAGCGUCAUGCUCUACCAACUGAGCUACAGUUGCCAGAGACUGCGGAGAAGGGGAGAUUUGUUUUGAAUGUAACCUAUUGCUGUUGCAAUUCACCUACCUUCCACAUAGGAGAGAAAUUCUGAGAUUAUAUGUGUAGCACCUUUAACUCCAAAAAUAUCAAUACCAUUACCAGAGUUGUUUUAACACAAAAUGGGGGUGGGACCAUAUAAACCACAAAAUAGUGUUACAUUUGACUCCAUGGGAGUUGAAUUAACUCUUGCGAUUCAACUUAUUUUCAUGACUGUGAUUAUGUUUAUCACUUACCAUUAUAAUUGAGAAAAGUGAAUAAAAGAAACAGAAAAGUUAGUUUCAAUGGGUUAGAUCUGAAAGUGUCUUUUAAUUUUAAACAGGCUUAUUUGGAGGCAUUCUAUAAAUUCUGUCAGGAGAGUGGAGGAGCCACAAAGAACAUCAUGUGUCCUAUCCUGGAGGUAUUGUAAACCAUUCUUUCAUCUUACCUGAGAUAUUACCAGUUACAGUUUGAAUGAGUAUUUUUAUUGUGUGUGUCUGUGUGUGGUUUUAGAGUGUAUGUGUACUGUAAACUUAUACUGCAUGUGAUACACUCUCUGUGUAUCUGUACUCUAUUUGUUUUUUACCUUUAUAUGUGACUUUUAUCUGUCUCUUUUUCUCUCUCUCCGUCUGUCUUUUAAAUGUGUGUAUGUGUGUGUGUGUUUGCCAGUAAGCUUCUAUGUGUUACCCCUGUGCAGGUAUUUGUGGUUUACUUCCUGUGUGUGUGUUGCAGUUUGAGGCCGACCGGCGUGCGUUCAUCAUCACAGUGAACUCGUUCGGGACAGACCUGAGUGGGGGGGAGAGGAGCGCCCUGUACCCCUCCUGUGGGAGACUGUACCCUGAGGGGCUCCGUCUCUUGGCCAGGGCAGAGGACUACGAGCAGGUCAAAGCUGUGGCUGACUACUACCCUGUGAGUUUGAAAGCAAUGGAAACCCAAACUGGGCAUUACUUAUAGGACAACGCUAGACAGUCCCUCCCUGUUUCAGAGUUCUUCUGUUCGGUGCCUAAUGAACACAACCCCAAUCAGUUGGACUACUGUACAAUUAAAGUCAGAUUUAUAAUGCAGGGUUUAACUUGACUCGAGAAUUAGACCAUUUCUUCUUUCAUGGACUUCUGAAUUAUUAUUUUUAUUUCUAUACUCUCUGUGCUGCUGUGAUUUGUAUGACUACCCUGUUUAUGCAGUGAAUCGGACUACUACAGCCUGGUUUAAGCUUACUACAGUGCACUGAGUAUGAUAGUCUGAUACUGUGUUGUAAUAGAUAUAUCAUGUCAUAUUAUAGUUAUUAUGUCUUAUUAGUUGAUGUGAUUUUAUAUCCUCCAGAACUAUAAACUCAUCUUUGAUGAACCUGAGGCAGAAUCCUCCAGAACCCUGGAGGACAGAUUCUUUGAGCGGGAGGUAAGACAAAUGUCAUUAAGUAUUGUACAGCCUGUAUACAAUAAAUUCAGACUGAGGAUGUGGUCUGUAUGCACAUAUUCUCUCUCUCUCUCUCUCUCUCUCUCCUCUCUUCUCUCUCUCUCUCUCUCUCUCUCUCUCUCCUCUCUCUCUCUCUCUCUCUCUCUCUCUCUCAUUUCUCUCUCUCUCCUCUCUCUCUCUCUCUAUCCUUUCUCUCUCUCUCUCCUCUCUUUCUCUCCUCUCUCUCUCUCUCUCUCUCUCUAUCAGGUUCAGCUGAACACUCUGGCCUUUCUGGAGCAGUUCCAUUUCGGCGUGUUCUACUCCUACAUCAAGCUGAAGGAGCAGGAGGCUCGCAACAUCAUCUGGAUUGCAGAGUGUGUCACACAGAGACAGAAGUCUAAGAUCGACAACUACAUCCCCAUCUUCUAA